AUGUCCAACAGAGACCAAGAAAAGGUGACUGUUGUCAAAGACAAAAGAGAGACGUGGGGCCAUCGAGUGGAUGGCAUCGUCGCGUUGUUGGGAUACAGUGUAGGGGAGGGAACUCUGCUCAAGUUCCCUUAUCUUUGUGCAAGGAAUGGCGGAGGAGCCUUCCUGAUUCCCUACCUGGUGUUUGUGGGUCUCUGUUCUCUCCCGCUAUACUUCCUGGAGGUCGUCAUCGGGCAGUACUACCAGAGGGGUCCUGUUGAGGUGUGGAAAUUUUGUCCAGCCAUGAAAGGUCUGGGUUUUGGGUCGGCGUUGGUGUCGUGGGUGUACGCCAUGUACACGUCCAUGUACUUCUCCUGGUAUCUCUACUACUUCUUCAACUCCUUCUUCAACCCCCUGCCCUGGUCCACCUGUGGCAACCCCUGGAACACGCCCAGCUGCGUGGAGUCGACGCUGUAUGGGCACCAAGGGAUGAACACCACGGUGAAUGGCAUGGUUCCACUGCGAGCUGCCAUUAACACGACACAGUCGGGUCACCUGAAUGGAUCUACUGAUGGCGUCAGUGUUGCGAGUGCCACUGAAGAAUUCUGGAGAUUUAAUGCACUGGAAAUCUCGAAUGGUCUCGACCAUGCAGGUUCCAUUCGGUGGCCAUUGUUUGGAUGUCUGGCCUUGACCUAUGUAGCCAUGUAUUUCAUGCUGCUCAGAGGAAUUCGAGUGACGGGGAAGAUUGUGUACGUGACAUUUAUGUUACCCCUCAUCCUGUGUACCGUCAUACUCAUCCGUGGGUCCUUGUUGCCAGGGGCACUAGACGGACUUCUGUACAUGAUCAAGCCGGACUUUGGAAAGCUGAAAAGCCCAACAAUGUGGAUCGAAGCCUGUGGUUACGCUCUUCAUUCCAUGGGGACCAGUAAGGGGAUUGCGAAUACAGUGUCCAGUCACAACCAGCCAAACAGCAACUGCUACAGACUGGCUCUGAUCGCCUGCAUCGUGGACCCUCUGAUCACCAUCUUCUGUGGACUGUCUAUCUUCACGGUGUUGGGGCACAUGGCUUACGUGACCGGGGUCGACAUGGACGACUUCCAGUCAUCAGGUCUGAAUCUGGCAUUCUCAGUGUUACCGGAAGCAGUGACUUAUCUCCCUUUGCCCCAGUUGUGGUCGGUGCUGGUCUUUGUGAUGAUGAUGACGUUGGGCCUUGAUACAACGAUGCCGAGUUUGGAGAUACUGUCGGAGACACUUUCUGACCAGUUCCCUAAGCUGACCAGACACCGGUGGCUGCUUCUCCUUCUCGUCUUUAUUCCCUCUUUCCUUCUGACUCUCCCGUACACUACACAGGGUGGUAUCUACCUGUUGACCCUCGUAGACUGGUACUCCGCUGUCCCUCCCGUGAUGUUGUUUGGGGUGGUGGAGUGUCUGGUACUGGCCUGGGUGGUUGGUGUGAUCAGACUUGACAUGUGCACAGUGGAGAUGUAUGGUAAAACUAUUCCCAGGUGGUUGACGUUCCUCAUAAAGUACAUCACUCCUGGCCUGCUUAUGGUGGAAGAGUGA
Messenger RNA from Haliotis rufescens (red abalone), 1539 nucleotides. Its product is annotated as sodium- and chloride-dependent glycine transporter 2-like. Gene Ontology annotation, cellular component: membrane. The record is from RefSeq and is a predicted model, not a curated record. Bases 1 to 1539 code for a protein of 512 amino acids. Gene Ontology annotation, biological process: sodium ion transmembrane transport. Lineage: Eukaryota; Metazoa; Mollusca; Gastropoda; Lepetellida; Haliotidae. The transcript has 13 exons.